UUACGUCAUACUCGAGGCGAUCUUCGCCUCUGACGAUACGAAUGUCGGCAGUCGUCCCGCGUUGGUGGUUCUGUAAGCAAUGAAGUACUUAGCACUCCUAACCCUGCUGGUCAUCGCUGGCGUGUGCGUGGCGCAGCAGCAAGAUCAAGCCGCCCAGCAAGGAACUCUCCUUGCUCUUCCAGAGCUCGAGCUUUGCCAGACCCGACCAAAGCACUGGCAGUUCAACAAUCACUGGUACUACUUCUCGUGGGACGAUCCCUCUAACAUCGAGACGGAUCCUGCGACUGGCCAGCCUGCGGGCAAGAAGGUCAACUGGCUCGAUGCCAGAAACGAGUGCAGGAAGCGGUGCAUGGACGCCGUCGGCAUGGAGACCUUGCAAGAGAACAACAUGAUCUUCAAGUUCCUUGAGAGCCGUAACGUGACUUACAUCUGGACCUCCGGCCGCCUCUGCGACUUCACUGGCUGCGAGACUAGGGAGGACUUGAAGCCAAUCAACAUCAAGGGUUGGUUCUGGUCGAACACCAAUCAGAAAAUCCCCCCAACCAACGCAGUCAUUCCCACUUGGAACAUCCAGCCCUGGAGUGCUGCAGGGCACUUCGGUGGGCCACAGCCCGACAACGCUGAGUUCCAAAUCAACAAUACCACGGAGUCGUGCUUGGGCGUGCUCAACAACAUCUACGAUGACGGCAUCAAAUGGCAUGAUAUUGCAUGCUACCACAAAAAGCCAGUGAUCUGUGAAGACUCUGAUGUUCUAAUCCAGUACAUCGAAGCCGUCCACAAUGUUAAGCUGUAGAUUUGUUGGCUAGUAAUCGUCGAAAUUCUGAACUAUAAGAUGAAUUUGCCAGUCGGAACACUUGAAAUAAAUUAUUGGCAAGGUCAAGCUGACAGUCCGGGAGACCCGCACUGAAACGUUUAACUUGUUGGUUUGUUCCUUCUGAAUUUUAUAUUUAUUACCAUCUUUAUGAUGAAAUAAAUUUAGA
This is a messenger RNA of Hyalella azteca, 980 nucleotides long. RefSeq lists its product as uncharacterized. Lineage: Eukaryota; Metazoa; Arthropoda; Malacostraca; Amphipoda; Hyalellidae. The transcript has 4 exons. The record is from RefSeq and is a predicted model, not a curated record. Bases 80 to 793 code for a protein of 237 amino acids.